This is a messenger RNA of Olea europaea var. sylvestris, 2724 nucleotides long. RefSeq names its product probable galacturonosyltransferase 7. Lineage: Eukaryota; Viridiplantae; Streptophyta; Magnoliopsida; Lamiales; Oleaceae. The record is from RefSeq and is a predicted model, not a curated record. The coding region runs from base 332 to 2206 and encodes 624 amino acids. The transcript has 10 exons. Gene Ontology annotation, molecular function: polygalacturonate 4-alpha-galacturonosyltransferase activity.
AAAUCCCUUCUAAUUUUGCUUGAAUACGCGCGUGAGAUUUGGGACGGGGUGCGAUUUGCGGGAUCAAUCUACAGGAAUCCAAUUGUGAAAAAACACACAAUUUUUACAUAUCUGCAGAGAAUAGUGAAUCUGAGCAGGAUAUAUAUUAUAUAUAUCAUAAAUUACAUAGUGAAUCUUAAUAGGAUAUAUAUCAUAAAUUACAAUGCGAUUGAUUUACAGGCGAAUUGCUUUCAGAAAAUGGAAAUUGUUGAUAAUUGAAUAAGAUUGCUGUCGGUUAAGGGAAAAUCGAAAUUGGUAAAGGAGCUGGAAGAGUAAAAAGGAAAGUUGGAAAAUGAAGGGCGGGUACGGGGGUUCAUCGUACUCCCUUGCAACGAAGAGACGCUGGAAAGGUCUUGUUACGGCUGUUCUGGGUCUCGUUUUUCUUUCCAUGCUGGUUUCGCUAGUUUUCUUGCUCGGGCUUCAUAAUGGUUUUCUCUCUUCGGCUGGAUAUGCUACUGAGCAACCUAGUUCAGCCACAAAACAUUUAAGAGUUUAUGAUCAACACAGCAGUGCUGACACCAGAAAUGAAUCGAAGAGACAGCAAUCAGCACACGUGGAUGACCUUAUAAAAAGAUUGGUUCCACCUCUGCCGAAGAAUUUGGGGAAAAAUUCCGUCACAGAAGCUGAAAAUGAAACUGAUGGCCUCCCAAUACCUGCUGAUUCGCCAAAACUACGGCAGAGAAGAAAUAAUAGUGGAGUUGCUGUUACAGAUGAUGCUGGUAAGGAUUUUAGAGGUGCUGAUGAAAGUGAAAAGCUGUGUGAAUUAAAAUAUGGAAGUUACUGUUUAUGGCGUCGAGAUCAUAAGGAAAAAAUGAAAGAUGCUGUAGUGAAGAGGAUGAAGGACUUACUUUAUGUUGCUCGUGCUUAUUAUCCAAGCAUUGCAAAACUUCCUGCAUUUGACAAGUUGUCGCAUGAAUUGAAGCAAAAUAUUCAGGAUUUUGAGCGUGUCCUUAGUGAAGCUACAACAGAUAAAGAUCUUCCUCCUCAGAUUGAGAAGAAGCUAACUAAGAUGGAGGCAGCAAUAGCCAGAGCAAAGUCAUGCCCUGUGGACUGUAAUAAUGUUGAUAAGAAAUUAAGACAACUAGUUGAUCUGACGGAGGAUGAAGCUAAUUUCCACAGGAAGCAAAGUGCCUUCCUCUACCAACUUGCGGUUCAAACCAUGCCAAAGAGUCUCCAUUGUCUAUCCAUGCGGUUAACCGUUGAGUAUUUCAGAUCUUCACUUGAUUUGGAGCAGUCAUUGUCUGAGAAAGUUUUAAAUCCAGAGUUGCACCACUAUGUUAUAUUCUCCAGGAAUCUACUUGCAUCAUCUGUUGUAAUCAACUCAACCGUACAGCAUACAGAAGAAAGUGGGAAACAGGUUUUUCAUGUCCUGACAGACAGGGAAAAUUACUUUGCUAUGAAAUUUUGGUUUUGCAUAAACAAAUAUCGGGAAGCCACAGUUCAGGUUUUGAAUAUUGAAGAUCUUAAGUUGAAUAAUCACUAUAAGUUGGCUCCAUUGCAUCUAUCAUUGCCUGAAGAAUUUCGUGUUUCUUUUCUUAGAGUUGAUAAACUCUCUAGUUAUCAGAUUAAAACGGAGUACUUAUCAAUAUUUUCACAUUCCCAUUAUCUCCUUCCUAAGAUAUUUCCAACUUUGAAGAAAGUUGUGGUUCUGGACGAUGAUGUACUCGCUCAAAGGGACAUAUCAGACCUUUGGAGUCUUGACAUGGGUGGCAAAGUGAAUGGUGCUGUGCAGUUCUGCACCGUGAAGUUGGGGCAGCUGAAAAAAUAUUUGCCUAGGAACAGUUUCUCUGAAAAUUCUUGUGCUUGGAUGUCCGGAGUGAAUAUUAUUGAUUUAACCAGAUGGAGGGAACAUAAUCUUACAGAAACAUUCCAGAGGUUGGUGCAAGAGAUGAGCACAGAAGAAGGAUUAUCUGAAACUACUGCACUAAGUGCAAGUAUGCUCACCUUUCGGGGUCUAGUUUAUGCUCUUGAUGACAGUUGGAUGUUAUCGAGCCUGGGCCUUAAUUAUGGUCACAACGAAGAUGCCCUAAGGACAGCAGCGGUAUUGCAUUUUAACGGGAAUAUGAAACCAUGGCUCGAGCUUGGCAUUCCUAAAUACAAAAGUUCUUGGAGGAAGUUUCUGAACCUGCAAAAUCAGUUCUUGAGUGAUUGUAAUGUAAAUCCGUAGACCAUGCUUCAUAGAUGCAACAUAUGGGAUAGACAAAGCGGGAAAAUGUUCUUUUAUGUGCGCCGCUCAUAAAGAAUCUUUGUUCAAGCGGAGGUAAUCAUUGCAAGUACUAGCCACGAUGAAUUUGACAUAUAUUUUGAAUUUGUGGGCUAUAAAAGAAGAAAAAUUAUUUUUUCUUACUUUCGGCAAGGCCUGAGGGUAGGAGGAUUCUUGCAGUCAUCAAAUUUGCUAGGAUCGGAAAACGUUUUAUGAAGUUAGACGUACCUUUCUGGUGCAUUUCGGAAACGCAUCAAGUAAGGGUAGAGUUCACUUAUACUAAAUGGAGAGAAGUCAUGACAGUAGACGUUUGUAGACAAUUUUUUUCUUGUUUAUUUCUUCAAGGCUUAGUCGUCAUUUGUGAAACAAGAACUUGAGGAGAAAAUUUAAUUGUUCAGAUCCCAUAGAGCUUUCUUACUUUUUGUGGUAUUGUUCUGUAGCAUUCGACACUUCUGUGCUAUUAUUAUUUUUUACUUCUUCCA